Phoenix dactylifera (date palm) is the source of this 2217-nucleotide messenger RNA. RefSeq lists its product as uncharacterized. The record is from RefSeq and is a predicted model, not a curated record. NCBI's taxonomy places the organism in Eukaryota, Viridiplantae, Streptophyta, Magnoliopsida, Arecales, Arecaceae.
GAGACUUAUAAAACCUUCCUCGGCCUGUAAACGGCGCUAAAUAAUCUCUCCCUUUUUUUUUUACGGCGAUCGGAGUAAGUCGCUUCUUGAAGAUUCUUCCCUUCAGAUAGCUUUACGAUUUAAUGCCAGAAAAAAUGGGCUUUAUUGGUAGUAUUGAAUCUUCUCAGCAGACAAGGGAUUUCUUACCUACAAUUCAGUCAGUCUCCAAGAAUGCUAGCACCCAUAGUUGGUCCAAAUAUGGUUUGAGAGAUCAUGAGGCAGGCCUUGAUCAAAAUCAUACAGAGACACCUGAUGUUGUUCUUGCAGAUUCGGAAACCAAAGAUUUUGAUAUUGAGAAGCAGGUGGAUUAUACUGAAGGAUUGUCAGAUGAAAGCGAGUAUGUGUGGUUGUCUUCAGAUAGUAAGUCUUCAUCAUUGUUUAGUUCUGAUGACUCGCAAGAUAUUUGGGAGUUUGAUUGCUGGGAUCUGUCUCUCCAUGAUCCGUUCUCUUCAUCAUUGUCAUUAUCUCAAAGCUCUGAAGUUCUCUCAAAUAAGGGAAAAGGUUUUCUUGUCUCUGAUGGGUCUAGAAUGAGUUCUACAGGCGUCUCACCCUUAGUUCUUAACGGACUAUGUGAAGAUACUGAGGGGAAAGGUCUGAAGGAGGAACUCGUUUUGCAGUUACAUGAAACUGUCAGAAAUGAGGUAAAAGAUUCUCACAUUGGGCAUCCAGAGAGUGGUGAUUCUUCAUAUGAGAUAUUUGUCGGUGAGAAUUCGCCGGUUGCUUAUUGUCCUGGUACAUCCUUCAAUCCCUGUGAUGAUACACCAUUUCGAGAUUUUGAUAGAACAGACAUAUGGGUAUCUUCAUUGGAUCUUGAAGGGGAGGAUACCGAGUUAAUACAAGAUAAAGAGCAAGUGUUCGACAUCUUUGAUUCUGAUUUUCCCAGUCCUCCCUUUAGUGCCAAACUGAAUUUCCAACUCAGUCCUUCCAGCUGUACUCCAAGGUCUUCUAUUGUCCAUGCAGAUGAAGUUAAGAAUGCAGUAGAAGAAUCUGAUUCUGAUGAACCUCUCUUUUGGCCAUUUGAACAUAGCUCCUAUAGCUGCCCUGAAUUCAAGAACUUCCUAUGUUUGUCACCUCCUAAGGAUGGAGGAAUUGAUUGUAUUUCAGGUCCGCAUAACUCAAAAACAAUCAGGUUGAAACUCCAUCAAAAGAACAUCCCAGCAGACAGACAAGUCAGCCAAGGAUGUAGAAGAAGGAUUACAUUCAGUCCAACACCAAAGUCAGCUGUUGCAGAACGUAAAACCAGAGGUUCUGAUAAUGAUGUUCGGAAGACUGCUGCCUCAUCUUCAAGGUUGAGCAAAUUAAACAAAGCUUCUUCUGACCAGCAUCCAAGCAACAUCUCCAAGAAAAGAAGACCACCUCAGUUAAAAAUUGAUGUGCCAAAACAUGCUAGUGGUCAGGAGAUUUUGCGCCAACCUCUGCCAGAGGUUGAAGCUGUCAGUUUGCAUGAUUUGGUCGUGCAAGGAGUUCCAAUUGAAAAGUUUGUUGGGCUGAAUGAAUUUGAUGGUCAUGAAGGCAUUAAUGUAGAAUCUGAGGAGGAUCAGUUUACUUUUUAUGCAUCGCCCUGCAAGACUAUGAAGCUGAUGCUUUCUGGGAAUAUUGAUUGGUCCAUGGUAAACAGUGAUCACAAGGGCUGCAACCAUUCUGCUAUGGGCAUCGAUGAAAGCAAUCAACAAACAAAGGAUUGUACUGUAGCACAUGCCAAAGGCAACGAAGAUAUUUUAGAUGAGCAGCUGGGGGAGCCUCAUGUACAUGAUUGACUUUCGCUUUCAGAGUAAGGAGACUGGUGGUGCAGUCUGCUUCUCAAACAACUAAACCCGGUGCCUCCAAUAUUGUUGCAAUUUGGAGCAAAGAGUUCUGUAUUAAUGGAUUUUGACAUGGGGGGGUUAGCACAGGGUCAGCACAAUGAGAUGAGUGCUCGUGGUCUUGGUUUCCAGCAAGGAUAGAACAGCAGAGUAGUCUAUAGCUGUAGCUUGCUAAACUCAUGCCACCAUAUCAGCCUAGAGCAAUAGGUUUGUGCAUUAAUUUUGUUGGCAAUUCGUCCAACAAAGUUCUGCAGAGAAAUAGCAUAGUUUGCUUCCUUGGAAAAUGAGUUCGAUGUUGCUUCAUCGCCAUUGCAAGCUGGAGCAGUGGGAUUUUGCAUUAUGUUGUUGCGCAUGGUUCGAUGCGGGUUUUGGAGGA